CACACACACACACACACACACACACACACACACACACACACACACACACACACACACACACACACACACACACACACACACACACACACACACACACACACACACACACACACACACACCAUUCUGUGUAAAGUCUAAAGACUGUUGUGCAUGAAAAUCCAAGGAUAUCAGCAGCACAUCUGGCAUCAACAACCAUGCCAUGGUCAAAGUCACUAAGAUCCCAUUUUCCCCCAUUCUGAUGUUUGAUAUGAAGAUUAACUGAAACUCUGGACCUGUAUCUGCAUGAUAUUAUUCAUUGCAGAGCUGCCACAUGAUUGGACAAUUGCAUGAACGUACAGGUAUACAGGCGUUCUUACUAACAUGACCUGAGUGUAUAUUAUUGGCUUCAAAGAGAUUAAUUUUCAGCUACUGUAACCAUGCACACAUGGUUUAGUAUGUAAAUUAAAUAAAGCAUAUCACGCAUAUCUUUUCAGCCCAGCCCCUCUGUAGCCCCCUUCACUGAGUGCCCCAACAUCCCCCAGCCCAUCUCUGCCUCAUUUCUCACUCUGGAUAGAAAGGGCUUUGUGCUUCCUUCUGGCUAAGGUAAGACAUGGUGUCUUUUACCUGUGACUCUCAGAUCCAAGAUUUGUACUGCUAAUAUUGACAUUGUUCAUAAAAUGGCAGAGUGUAUGCUGAAGAGAACUGGUUUUCCUGGUGCCACAUGUCUUUCUGGUGUUUAUAUGGCAAUAUCUACUGAUAUACUGAACUAGCUAUGUUAGUUUAUUAUGAAAAGCUGAGAGAUACCCACAUUGUGUUUACUAGUAUAUUAAUUCGUAUAGUGGACAGUAUCUCUGCCUGUCACACAGAAAACCACAGGGACAGACUUAGUGAUGUAGGGAUCACUAAUGUACAUCCCUUUAUCUAUCAGUCAUAUUUAUGCCACCAUGACACUUAAUAAAAGUGUCUAUUUAAUGGGAUUUUUUAGUGGUAUGAUGUCUGUGUCUGAAUUACUGUGCUACACUAAGCACUAUACUACUCUACUGUUGUGGAAGCAUCAAAGAAACUUAAAUUGAGGAAAUGGAGUUCCUAUACCUGAGGUUAUAGGAAGGUAGGAGAAAACUGGAGAACCCGGAUGAAACCCACGCACCAUGACGAGAACAGGAGACCAGGUUGUUGCCAGGGGUUGCUUGUACAACGUAAAGAUAGCUUUUUUUGGUUUGUUAGCAAAACUACUAGUGGAACUACAUAUCUUCUGAGUUUCUUUGUUGAUCUUCUCUCGACCUUCGCUCUGGGAUUUGUUGCACGAUCCCUGGGAUUUGAACUUGCAGCACUCUGCCACUGGUACCUCUUCCCCAGUAAAUGGAAUUAAAUUGAAAAAUCUUUCAAUCUUAAAUCUUUUCUGUCUUCAGUGUUUAAGUAACUGCUGAAAGAUCUGGAGAUUAUGGCUUCCGUAAGUUCACAUGUACCACAUAUCUAUUCCUAUUUGCAUCAUUUCAUAUUUAUUUUAUUAUUAUUACUUUUUAUACUCAUUGCUACUGUUUUUGUGUGAGCUCUGCAUAAUCUUGUGAUAUCACAAAGAACCUCAAAUCUUGGGCUAGCAGACAUGGGAUCUUGUUUUUUUACACAAUAAAGUAGCACUUUGUCUCUCUGUUUUGGUGAAAUAGACUGGAACAUUCCGCAUGGUCUCAGAGGAUGAGCAGACAAUGCGCUCCAAGCUUGAGCAUCUGACUGUGAAGGAUCAUGGGCCAGUGUUUGGGCCAUGUCAGAAGCUACCUGAUCACACAGUACAGAAGGCAAAGGACGAGCUGAAUGAGACAGUGGAGAAGAGAAUGUCUGCAGUAAAGGAGCUGAGAGCCCUGAUCUGCAAGAAGGCCGAGGAUAAGGACGACGUGUCCAUGGGUGUGAAGGAGAAAUUUGGGGACAAACCAGAUUCUCUGCUCCUGAGGUUCAUCCGUGCGCGCAAGUUUGACGUGGACAGGGCAUAUGAGCUCAUGAAGGGUUAUGUGCGUUUUCGACGUGAUUACCCCGAGCUGUUUGAGAAUUUGACCCCUGAAGCAGUGCGCAGUACCAUCGAGGCUGGCUAUCCACAAAUACUCAGCACCCGUGACAAGGACGGCCGUGUGGUUCUCCUUUUCAACAUAGAGAACUGGGAUUUGGAAGAGGUCACCUUUGAUGAAACUCUGCGGGCAUACUGUGUCAUCCUGGAGAAACUUCUGGAAAAUGAGGAGACUCAGAUCAACGGCUUUGUACUCAUUGAAAACUUUAAGGGCUUUACUAUGCAGCAUGCAGCUGGCAUCAAACACACCGAGUUGAAAAAGAUGGUGGACAUGCUGCAGGACUCAUUUCCUGCACGCUUCAAGGCUGUGCAUGUGAUCCACCAGCCUUGGUACUUCACAACCACAUACAAUGUGGCCAAAUCCUUCAUGAAGAGCAAACUGCUGGAGAGGGUUUUUGUUCACGGUGACGAUUUGGAUGCUUUCUUUCGAGACUUCAGCGCUGAAAUCCUCCCUCCAGACUUCAAUGGGAAAGGGCCGAACUGUGAUGGCAAAGAGACAGCAGUCAAGCUGUUUGGCUCUGAAGACACAGCUCUUUAAAUGACUCAAGGAUCAGAUGCCCUUUAGGCAACAUGAAAGUCCCAGCCCUAAUAAAAUAAAAUGAAAUAAUAAAAGCCCUAAUAGAAUAAAAUAAAACUAGUCUCUGCUGUACCAUCAUGUAUGGGAAGUGCUUGAGAACUUUUG
Messenger RNA from Ictalurus punctatus (channel catfish), 2717 nucleotides. RefSeq names its product retinaldehyde binding protein 1a (gene rlbp1a). NCBI's taxonomy places the organism in Eukaryota, Metazoa, Chordata, Actinopteri, Siluriformes, Ictaluridae. The coding region runs from base 1659 to 2573 and encodes 304 amino acids. The record is from RefSeq and is a predicted model, not a curated record. Gene Ontology annotation, cellular component: membrane. The transcript is spliced from 6 exons. Gene Ontology annotation, molecular function: phosphatidylinositol bisphosphate binding.